Ctenocephalides felis (cat flea) is the source of this 1296-nucleotide messenger RNA. Its product is annotated as nucleoside diphosphate kinase 7-like. Lineage: Eukaryota; Metazoa; Arthropoda; Insecta; Siphonaptera; Pulicidae. Gene Ontology annotation, cellular component: centrosome. The transcript has 8 exons. The record is from RefSeq and is a predicted model, not a curated record. The coding region runs from base 52 to 1200 and encodes 382 amino acids.
AAUACUAUUUUAUUUUUAUAUAUAAAUAUAUUAAAUUCUGGUCAUUGCAACAUGCAGGAACCAGAGAAAGAACAUUAUUCCUUUAAAGUAGAAUGGAUUGAUUCCGAAACGGGCUUUAAACGCCAUUUUGUUCUUAAUUUUUUCCCCGCUGAUAACACUUUAGAAUUGUUUGAUAUAGAUGUCAAUAGAAUCUUUUUGAAAAGAAGUCUUGUCAAAGAUAUAACAGCUUCCGACUUCUACUUAAACAAUAAAAUUACAGUUUUUGGAAGAUUGAUGGUGAUUGUUGACUAUGCUGAUUUACAUACAAAAAACAAAUUAUGCAAAAAAUCUCAGAGAACAAUAGCAGUAAUCAAACCUUUUGGAAUGCAAUAUAUUGGUGGCAUCUUGAGACAUUUGCAUCAACGUGGAUUUACAAUAUUGAAAUGUAGAAUGAUAAAAUUAAGAAAGGAGCAAGCAGAAGCUAUUUAUAUUAAGGACCUCGAAGAAUCACAUUAUCCUUUGCUUAUUGAGAAUUUAAUACUUGGACCAGCGUUAGCUAUUUUACUAAUGGCUGAAGAUGCAAUUUGUGCUUUGAUGGAACUCAUGGGACCCACAGACCCUAAAGAAGCUUGUAAAAUUGCUCCCACAAGUCUCAGAGCUAUUUAUGGUGAAACCAUUCUGAAAAAUGCAAUUCAUGGAAGUUCUGAUGAAGCUGAGUUGGAAAUGAAUAUGAAAAUGUUCUUUCCAGAAAAAUAUACCCCUGAUUUGAAGUCAUGUUUUCUAUUGAAAAACUCAACGCUUUGUAUAAUUAAACCUCAUGCCAUAAAAGAAGGUUUACAUGGUGACAUUAUACAUGCUAUUAUGGAAUGUAAAUUUAAUAUAACGGGUAUGGAAAUGUUCAGUUUGGAUUUAGCAAACGCUGCAGAGUUUUUGGAAGUAUAUAAAGGAGUGGUUCCAGAUUUUUCAAAAAUGGUCACACAAUUAUCAUCUGGUCCUUGUAUAGCAAUGGAAAUUACAACUUCGGACUUUAAUGAAGAAACACCGCAACAAUUUAGGACUUUUGUAGGUCCUGCAGAUCCCGAUCUUGCUAGACAGCUUAGACCAAAUACAUUGCGUGCCAGAUUUGGCAGAACAAAAGUGGAAAAUGCAAUUCAUUGCACAGAUCUUCCGGAAGAUGGUCUUUUAGAAGUAGAGUACUUCUUCAAAAUUUUACAAUUUUGAGGAGUAUGUAAUAAAUUAAUCAAUUAUAAGCAAUAGAAUGUCAAAAAUAUUUUAUAGUUAAUGCAUGUUAAGUUUUAAAUUACAUAUACCGAAUUA